GGUGGCGGUGGUGGUGGAGCAGGCGGCAGGACCACUCCUUGGCUGACGGCCAAGCGGCAUGUAAACAUUUAAGGGCCCAAAAACUAAGCGAGAAGCGGAGGGAGACAGCAAGUCAGUGCCGUUGAGCGGAAGAAGGAUAAGGAGGACGACGAGCAGGUGGAGGAGAAGGAAACCGACGUGGGUGGUGGAGAAGAAGCCAUGGCAAAGGCAAACAUUUUACAAUAUUAAGUAGUAACAGCAACAACAACAACAACAACACCCUGAGGUACAACCUGUUGAUAAACUACACUAAAGGAACACCCAGCCAAUAGAGAGAGAGAGAGAGAGAGGGAGGGAGAGAUAGACAGAUAAAUAAAGACCGAACGAGAUAUAAGAACAAUGGCCAUUCACAUAUUUGACUAUGAUCAUUUUGCCAUUAGCGCCAUUGUCAUUGCCAGCAUGCAAUUAUUAUUCUUCCUGAUCAACUCUAUCCUACACAUGGACAAAUUGACCGAUUUUGCUGGCGGCGUUAAUUUCAUUAUCAUCUCGUUGCUGACCUUUUUUCUAGGUCAAAUCGAUCGGCCAUCAAAGGCCUACGAUAGUCGCCAAUUGAUGGUGACAUUCUUUGUGUGCCUAUGGGGUGCCCGGCUCUCCGGAUAUUUGCUAUAUCGCAUCAUCAAAUUGGGACGAGACAAGCAAUUCGAGGAUACUCGUCGAAAUAUAAUACGCUAUGCAGUUUUCUGGACAUUUCAGGCCGUUUGGGUGUAUAUUGUGUCACUGCCCGUCAUAAUCAUCAAUUCACCGCGUCAUUCGCAACCGCAUGCACCAAAAACAAUGACCACAUUGGAUUCAACUGGAACCGUGAUGUUUGUUGUUGGUCUGUUGGCCGAAACUUAUGCCGAUUUGCAAAAAUUCUCAUUUCGCCAGGAUCCAGCCAACCAGGGCAAAUUUUGCAAUGAUGGCCUUUGGAGCGUUUCACGACAUCCAAAUUAUUUUGGCGAGGUAAUCAUAUGGUGGGGCAUCUUUGCCAUAUCACUAAACGUUAUAAGUGGUCAUGAAUGGGUAGCGAUUGCAUCGCCAAUAUUUACCACAUUAAUUAUACUGUUUUUAUCGGGCAUACCAUUACGGGAACGGAGUGCCGAUGAGAAGUACAAAGAUCAAUUGGAGUAUCGCAAAUAUAAGGCCUCCACCUCACCACUGAUACCUGUGCCGCCGGCGGUAUAUGUAGAAGUGCCAAGUGCUUUGAAGUUUAUAUUAUGCUGUGAAUUUCCCAUAUACGACAGCAUGCGUAUACAAAAGGAUUUGAGCCCGUAUUCAUUGUCGAUAGCUCGCUCCCAUUCGCAUAUAUAGCAGUCAGUGGCCCAUUCCAGCAGUGCAGCAGCUGGCAUGGGUACUGGAUCCAAUAUCGGUGGACAUUCGCUGCAUAGGGGCCAUUGUUAUAGGGCAAAUGGUGGCGAUGCCGAGAGCCAUCACAAUUGCGGUGGCAGUUGCCGCAAUGUUCAUGUGAAAACCAAUCCCUAUCAAUGUGAGGCAGGCUAUGGUAACUAUACGGGGCAACAUGCCUACGGUCCUGAUAACGAUGAUGAUGCCGUUUGUGAUGGCGAUGGCGAUGCCGAUGGCGAUGGCAAUGGCCUCGUCGAUGAUACAGAUACAGAUGAUGGUGGCAUCUAUAUGAUGGGUCCAACGUGCUCCAGCAGCAAGGCCAACAUUAGCAAGGCAACACACAAGACACACUAUUUCGAUGCUGGCGGCGGUGAGGUGCAGGUGGAGGUGGAGGUGGAUGAGGAAGAGCCAACACCGGUUAAAUGCACCUACCUAGCCGAGGAGGAGCUGGCCUCCGACUAUGAUGAGGAUAUACCACCCAUUGACCUAAGCAAGGCCACAAGUGUGGAGAGUUUUGGCACUCGAGUGCGAACCGAGCAGUCCGUGAAUGCCGAGGGAAUGCCCGUGACCGUGACGACGAUUUUGUGAUUGCAACAACAUAUGGAAGAAGCUGAAGCUCUAUUGUGAGAGCCUCCAUGCUAAAUUCCAUGAUGUUUUUAUUUAUUUUUUUAAUAUUUUUUGUAUGUUGUACAUAAGCUUAAAGCGCCCCCAGCCAUGCGUUUGAGCUUUGAUUUUAGUUUUCUUUUUGAUAAACCGUAAUGCCAAAGGAAAAAA
This is a messenger RNA of Drosophila willistoni, 2136 nucleotides long. RefSeq lists its product as uncharacterized. The transcript is spliced from 5 exons. Gene Ontology annotation, biological process: lipid metabolic process. The record is from RefSeq and is a predicted model, not a curated record. Lineage: Eukaryota; Metazoa; Arthropoda; Insecta; Diptera; Drosophilidae. Gene Ontology annotation, cellular component: membrane. Gene Ontology annotation, molecular function: oxidoreductase activity, acting on the CH-CH group of donors.